AAUAGUUGUCGGUAAACGAAUAAAAUCAACUUAAACUUUGCAAAUACACUUAAAGUCGUUAAGCGGAACGCACAGUAUAUGAUUUCUAUCAGUUGUGUCACGGGUUAAAAAUAUUUUUUGCAAAUUUUUGGAAAUUUGUUAAAAAUGAAUGAAUUUUCCGGUUCGGUGCCGCAGUAUUAUCGGGAUGUAUACGACAUCGUAAGCAAGAACGAAGUUAUUUCGCAAGGUGUUUUCACAAAGUUGCUGGAAAGAUCUGGCCUUGAAAGAUCUAUAUUGGCGCAGAUAUACGAAUGCAUUGAUUGCAAAGGUAGCGUAAUCAGUCGUACAAAUCUUUACAAAGCUUUAUCCUUGGUUGCAUUUGCACAACAAAACAAACCGAUCUCUCCGAAACUUCUGGACAAUUUCCAGGGUGAAGAAUUACCGAAACCCAAGCUCGGAGAUUUGGAAUCCUUGAAAUUUUUCCUUAAACCAAAUAUUUCGACGCCGACAAUUCUUAACGUUUGUUAUGCUGAGUUUUGUAAUUAUGAUGUCAUUGAAGUCAAACUUGUGCCAGAGAAAAAGGGAAUCUUCUUAAAACAUUCCGAAUAUGAGAUUACGAGUCGGAGAAACAACUCCACAGUAAAGCGAAGAUAUAAUGACUUUGUCGCAUUCAAUGAAUUAAUUCAACAUUCUUUUCCGGACCGUAUGGUACCAAGGCUACCUCCAAAGAAAAUGAUGUUGUCCGCGGACCGUGACUUCAUUGAAGCUCGUCGAAAAUCUUUACGUCGAUUCCUUCUAAUUAUUAGUCGACACCCAGCGAUGUAUGACUCAGCACUUCUUCAAUUUUUCCUCACGUACACCGGACAUGAGGUUGUUCAUAAAAUAAAGGAACAGUUUAGGGGAAUCCCUGAUGAAUUUGAACGAAGUUCGUUGACCGAUCAAACCAAGGAUCUGGUCCCCCCCGAGACACAGACGGAGUUCGCAGCAAGCAAGGAACAUAUACGGCAAAUUACCACUCAUGUUGUAAAGUUACGAGAUAUGGCUACCAGGAUAUCUGAGCGAUCGAAGGGAAACGCGGCUGAUAUCCUAGGGUUCGGGAAAGAGUUAAUUGCCAUUGGGAAUGAUGGGACAACAGCUUCAGCUUGGGCAACAGGCGGAAAUGAUGUCAUCGCGACUUUGAAGCGAGCAUUCAGAAGUUUGUCGCACGAAUUCUCACUUAUAUCCGAGAAACAUUCGUUGCAGGGCAUACGAGAAGAAGAAGGGGUUCUCGACCAACUCAGUAUGUUGGUUGACAUAUUACAAGCUUACCAUAAUUUAUGCGAUCGUCACGAACGAGGGGUACUCCGUGACCACCAUUCAGCUUUGAAGAGAUACGGCAUGAUGAAAACGAAGCGAAUGGCUGCCACGGUUACCAAUAUGGAACAGGGAGGAGUCGACCGAAUUGAAUCAAAGAUAUUGGCUCAAGAACACGAAAUCGCAAAUCGCGAGAAUCGUAAUUUCUUCGCACUUCACUGCAUUCACCUUGAAACACAACUGGUUUACGCGAAUAUGCAAAUAUUGUCCGAAGUCGUCGGAACUCUCGUUGCAACGCAGAUAAAGGGGCACAAAGAGAUGAUGAAACUUUGGGAGGAUGUGGCGCCUCGUGUGACGGAUCUACUGCCGAAUGAAACUCGAUGAUCAAAAUUUAAUUAACUUUAUCAUUCACCAUUUCUCAGUGUUUGUAGCAAAUCAUCAAUUUGUUGCUCUAGUAUAUGAUUUCUAUGAUUUAUGAAGAACAUAUUCGUGCAAUAAUCAAACAAUCCUCCGUUGACGAUUUUAUUGCAAAUUUCAUGUUUCAUGUUUCAAUAUAAACAUUCAACAAAU
This is a messenger RNA of Ciona intestinalis (vase tunicate), 1842 nucleotides long. Its product is annotated as sorting nexin-8. The record is from RefSeq and is a predicted model, not a curated record. Gene Ontology annotation, cellular component: early endosome membrane. Gene Ontology annotation, molecular function: phosphatidylinositol binding. NCBI's taxonomy places the organism in Eukaryota, Metazoa, Chordata, Ascidiacea, Phlebobranchia, Cionidae. Gene Ontology annotation, biological process: intracellular protein transport; early endosome to Golgi transport.